Molecule: messenger RNA, 6637 nt
Organism: Corythoichthys intestinalis (scribbled pipefish)
Lineage: Eukaryota; Metazoa; Chordata; Actinopteri; Syngnathiformes; Syngnathidae
Gene: znf276
Product: zinc finger protein 276
Exons: 11
Coding region: 137-1741 (534 amino acids)
Biological process (GO): regulation of transcription by RNA polymerase II
Cellular component (GO): nucleus
Molecular function (GO): zinc ion binding; RNA polymerase II cis-regulatory region sequence-specific DNA binding; DNA-binding transcription factor activity
Source: RefSeq, a predicted model, not a curated record
AUUUCCGGAAUGUCAUGUUUACAUGUCAUUCGGUGGAGACGGGAGAGAUGCCUUCGUGAAACAAACGAUGUUUCUAGAGCUUGGAUUUCAUAAGGGAUAUCGGAGAUCCAGUAAUUACAUCAGAUACUGAGAAACCAUGAAUAAGAAAAGUAGAUGCCAAAGGUCAUCUGAAGUGUCACAACAGAACAGGAGAGUCAAUGAAGGGAAGAAACCCCGUGGACGUAGACGGCAAACCCAGAAGAACAUCCACGUGACUGCAGGAACAUCUGCCCUCCAUCAUGAAGGACUAUCCACAGCGAUCUGCAGGCUUUGCCAUGGAAAGUUUUCCCCACGGAGUCUUCUGUAUGCCUUCAACAAAUGGCCUCAGGAUAGCAUUAAUGAUGAAGCAUAUGCUGCCACCCUGUCACCUCCUUUAUUCCACGUUGACUUCCAGCGAUUGGUUGGAGUGCAGUUGGACUCGGACCCUCGAUUGUCAGAAUAUGUUUGUAAGAAAUGCCACAGCAAGUUUUAUAAGUGCCACAAUAUUCUAGUCAGGUUUAUGCAAAGGGUCAAUCACCUGCCUGCAAAGGAACACAAUUCUAAAAUCAGGCACAAUCCAAUUUUCUCCGACUCCUUAAUAAAAGAUAUGUCUUCAACUUCACCACCCUUUUCUAAAGAUGCUGCGUGCCUUCACAACCUUGUGUCCUGGGCUCACCAUCACGGAGAGGCUUGCAAAUCUUGCCCAAAUCUAAAGGAGGUGCUUGAAGGGCAGUGCUGGGGCUCAGUCAAAGCAGUGUGGUGUUGUGUUGAAGGGCACAGCUACACUAUGAACAAACAGGGCACUGUCGGGUAUGGAUAUAUGCUCAACCCAGGAGAGAGUGGAAAUAGUGGCAGAGAGAUUUUCGAAGCGGUGCAGUGUGACGAAAGGGGCUCGGUGGAAGCGGCAACCUGUCAGGCUCAGCUGAUUCAGAGCCCAGAGAUGGCUGCCUGGACCUGCAAAACGAAAGAAGCAGAGGUGUCAAUUUCUCCCGCUCAAGACCAGCAGGAAGACAAGCAGACUGAUAGUGACAUAUCUGACAGAGCAACUGGGCCUAAUGAGCGACGACUAAUUCCAAGUACCUCACAAGUUCAUAAAGGAAAAAAGAAACCUGGACCUAAACCCGGCUGGAAGAACAAAUUCAAAUCUAAAGGGGAGGAGCUGCCCAACAUCUACAAGUGUCUUUAUCUGGGCUGCACAGCUGUCUAUAGUGCUCCUGGUGGUUUAAAGAAACAUGUAAAACAGCAUCAUGACGAGGUGAGAGAGCGACCCUGUCCCCAUCCUGGAUGCAACAAGGUCUUCACCAUCGACCGUUACUUGCAGCGACACGUAAAGCUGAUUCACACAGAAGAGAGGAACUACAUCUGCGAUCAGUGUGGACAAACUUUUAAACAGAGAAAACACCUAUCAGUGCAUCAGAUGAGACAUUCAGGUGUAAAGCCUUUACAGUGCGAGGUUUGUGGCUUCCAGUGCCGUCAGCGGGCGUCGUUGAAAUAUCACAUGACUAAACACAAGGCAGAGGCUGACCUGGAAUUUGCCUGCUUAUUAUGCAGCAAGCGUUUUGAGAAGGCACAUAAUCUCAAUGUCCACAUGUCCAUGGUCCACCCGCUGACUCAAACCCAGGUGCAUAAAGGAGGCAACCAGCAGAAGCCACACUCUGCCUUUUCCGACCUGCACAACAUCGUAGCGAGCGGCGAACCCGUGUCACAAGAGCAAGACAGGUGAAGACGACUGAAGAGAAUUUCUAUAUUUUUUCGUGGAUAACGAGUGGAAUUUUGACUUUUUGAGAUAAAGCAUGCCUUCCCGGGCUGAUAGCCAGUCUCACGUCUCUCCAGAUUCAACAUCUGGAGAAGACCCGCUGAAUCCGAUUCAAACCUCCAAUCCACAAAGCUACUAACAAAUGUCUUGCUCUGACUGGUUAGAGACACAGCUUGAGGGCUUUACGCCACAGACUACAGGGCUGUAACCGCCUAGGUUUGAGAUGUCACGACAGCAGUUUUUUGUGUGUUCCGCAGAAAUGAAAACGGCACUCUUGAGACAAAAACAUUUUUCUGAGCCUUUUGUAAAUGCUUUGCUGACAUGUAAUAUGUCAAAUGUUGUAAUGUGUCUCAAGUUGUGUACAACACUCUUGAAUAAUAAUCUUCAUUUUUUUUACACAUUGAAAGAAUCCACAUUCAGCAUGAACUAACCAAUAUUUUGCAGAAUCGUCAUAGUUACAGUGUACAUCAUAUUAUAGAACACUCUCCUUGGAAAGUACAAUUUUAAUCAAUGUCUCAAUUAAUACAAGAACAGUUUCUACAAUUUUCACAUAAUUGAGUUUUACAAACAAUGUAGCACUUGUUUUUGGCAGCCUUUUUAAUUUUCGUCUGUAUACUCUUGGAUGAAAAUACUUGUUAGAAGGGCUGUACCGAAAGCAAAAAUGUUGGGCCAAACCGAAUAUUGGAAACACUUGGCCGAAAAACUGAAAGGCAGAACAUAAACUUCAUAAUGUAUUGACGGGACAUGGGGCGCAGGGCUGAUAAAUAGGGGGCCUGCAUUGUUGGCGAGGCUGUCAAAACUGACUGAGUGGAAUCAGAGCUUUUUUCGUUGAAAAUUCUUGAGAAUAAAUGCUUAAAUCCCUGAAUUCCUCACAGAUGUGGACGUGAAAGUCUCCAGUCUUGGUUAAAAGCAAAAAAAGCAUGCAGUUAAAUUUAUUUUAUGUAAAUAUGUCGAAGUACAAUGCUAGUCUGUUAGUGAAUAUUGCUAGCGGCCGCCUGAUGUAAGCAGAGAUUUUCCGGUGAAAAUUCUUGUGAUUAAAUGCUUAAAUCCCCGAAUUCUUUGUAGAUAUGCACUUAAAACAGUCUCGAUUAUUAUUUAAAAGCAAAAAAUAAACAAAAACAUGCAGUUAGCAUUUAUUUUACGUAAAUAUGUCGAAGUACGAUGGUAGUCUGUUACUCAAUGAGGCGGUUGCCGUAUGUAAACAGAGCUUUUCCGUUGAAAAUUCUUGUGAAUGAAUCCUCAAAUCCCUGAAUUAUAGAUAUGGACGUAAAACCGUCUCGAUUCUUGGUUAACAGCAAAAACAAAAACCUUCAGUUCGCAUUUAUUUUACGUAACUAUGUCAAAGAAUGAUGCUAGUCUCUUAGCUCUUUGUUGUUAUAAGGGGGCUGCCACAAUGGCUUUUCCGUUGAAAAUUCUUGUGAAUAAAUGCUUAAAUCCCUGAAUUCUUUAUAGAUAUUGAAGUAAAACAGUCUUGAUUCUUGGUUAAAAGAAAAAAAGUGCAGUUACCAUUUAUUUUAUGUAAAUAUGUUAAAGUACGAUGCUAGUCUGUUAGUCAAUGUGGCGACCGCCAUAUGUAAACAGGGCUUUUCCGGUGAAAAUUCUUGUGAAUAAAUGCUUAAAUUCCUGUAUUCUUUAUAGAUAUGAACGUAAUUGAGUCGCCAUUCUUGUUUUAAAAAUGGGCAAUUUAUGUCGAAGAAUGAUGCUAGUCUGUAGCGGUUAAUUUCUCUCAUUUUUUCACAACUUUUCAAAAUGCAUGCAUGGUACGAAAUAUAUAAUAACUACUUCGAAUCCCCGAACACAUCACUCCUGAGACAAUCCUUCCUGUUUGUAUGCGGUACAGCUUUUGUACUUUUUCAAUCCUAAAUCAGUCGUUAGAUCACAGUAUGUGUUGACUCUGCGACUGACUGCGAAUAACUGAAUCGGACUGUAAGGCGGUCCAAACUUAAAGGCGUUGCGCAGUGAAGGUGGCUGACUCAUCAAUCAUUAUGAAGUCUACGGGCAGAAUAAUACACAUGUAUACAAUUCUUUUUUUUCCCUUUGCCAUUAAUGCCCUUUGUUUAUUUAUUUAUUUUUUUGUGAUCAGGCGGAAAUGAAAUAUGGGCCCUUCUUACAAGUACGCAAACAACUUCCAAAAUUUUCUACGACGCCUGAGGGUCAAGAAAUUUUGUUUGACAGGUGCAGAUCUAAGCCCCUUGUAAGUGUGUGUUCCCAGCAGCAGUGAGCAUUUUGUGACAAACUAAUUGUCUUUGGUGGGCUUCUCGGCCGAUGAAACCUUCAUAAAUGUGCUCUCUUGGCAGUUUGGGACACUUGAAAAUGAAUGUCACGCCUCCAAUUGCCAAGUUAAAUAAGAUCUCUGUAUGCUUGUGUGGAACUGUAGUUCACAACAACAACAAAUGCCCGUUCUCGCCGAAACUAGUAAAGCUCUUUACAAGGCUAUAAAAAUCUCUCGUACUCCUUAAAAUAAGAUUCGCUGUUUUCUUGUGCAACAAGUGGAAUCGAUUGAGAGCCUGGCGAGUGAGCCGAGUCCUAGUGGCGACGAAGCCGGGCGAAGUCGCUCCCGGCCGGAUUAACAUCCACUGGCUAAAAAAUGUGACAAAAAGAGGAAGUGGUCGUGCCAUAAAAUGAUUGUACUAAACCACAGCAAAUGCACAUGUAUGCAUUUAAAUACUAUUAUAUUUGUAUUCUGUUGGCUUUGUUACUAUAACUCCAAACUACUCACAGACAGGUUCAAAUACACUGUACUCGCUGUGACGCGGGAUGAGAAGCAACGUUGCUUCUUGCCGUUUUGAGUGCAUCAUCAGAAGAGGACUACGUUUCUUGACACUAUACAAUGGGAAACAUUUAGUUUUUUUGAACCAGAAAUGCAAUUUUAGCUAUUUUCGCCGUCAAAUUUUCAGUCACAUUUCUACUUAUUAGUCAUAGUCAUUUCAAAAUGUUUGUCUAGUUUUAGUGGAGAAAUCCUCAAAAUGUUUUCAUCUGUAAAAGUCAAACGUUUUAGGACAUUUCCAACAAUGUCGAAUGAACAUUGACAGACGAGCUCAUAAUGUAGGGUCUACAAAGACGACGCCAACUUAGUGAUGACUAGCAGUAUGGUUGUUUGGGUGAUAAAGUGAGAAUUGGCAUUCGCGAUGCUAAUAUUUUGAGUAUCGAAUUAAUUCUCUGCACUAAAUGGAUGCCUACAGAGAUCAAACUCAUCUACGAACACUCCCAGACACAUAAGCACAACUGUGUCAAAUUCGGUCCCCUCAUUUCGGCGUCCAUAAAACACGAACACACAGCCAUACAGACGACUCGCCUUUAUAGAGAAUAAGAAAAAGCUUGGCUGUCUCUGCCGUCCUCCUGCUAUCUGCUCUCGCACUGUUGCCCAGCUCUGAUUUAGUACCACAAAGUGGCCUGGAUCCGAUCUGAAAUUUUCCACUUCCGUGCGACUUGUCCCGUUCAAGAAAUUGUCUCACACGAGCCGGAUAAAAAUCGGAAUUGGGUCACUUCAUCCUGCGGUGUGAAUGUAGCCAUAGAGAUCUUUACCUCACACCAUUGUUAUCGCUAAAUGGGUCGCAAUGUCAGAUCUGAGAAAGUCAGACCUAUUUCAUUUUUCGGAGGUUGUACAAUUGUAAAAAUUUGAAAAAGAGGUAAAUAUUGUGUGUAUAUGUUUUGUUUCCCUGUGUGUAUUGUUUUCUCAAUGUGGACUGCCAAUCACUUCUGUGUCUGCUCGUGCCAGUGCAUAGAAAUGUUCGUUUUACUCCCAAAACGAUAAUAUACCUACCAAAUUUCAUUGUUAUCUGUCUGCAAAUAACAGAGGAAUAGAUUCAAAAUGAUAGUGUACACACCAACGUUAGCGUCACCUCAACGCUAAACAUUUUGGGCCCAUUUUUUUAGUUUACUAUUAUAGCCACUUUCCUCGUCCUUUGUGUCUUUUAGGCAGUUUGAAAAUCCUCUUCUUGUGUGAGGAGCAGUUGUGCUUUGCACAACCAAUGACCGCACAACUUCUGGGCACAUUUACUGUAUAGCGAAGGGAAAUAGUGAUGAUAGCGAUAAAAAAUUAUGUUAAGCUACUGCAAGCCUUACAAAAGCUACCGUAGUUUGUUUUCACCGGUGCAGACCUGGAUGAAGUCAUGUUCCCCGAUGUCCGUGCUCGCUCACGCAUACAUACCAAGUUUAGCUGGUAUUGCUUCUCCUUUCUAGAAUAUCAAGCGCAAUACCUGUCCUGAGGGUUUUACCUGUUUACUUUCAUGUCCUCUGUGCUUACAUUUUUUUUUUUUUUUUUUUUUAAAACCUGUCCUGUUCAGCUGUUUGACACAGAGAAUGGAAGUCUAAGUGCCCAGAUUCUGAACAGUUUUAAUGUUUCACAUUGAGAGUCUGACAUACUCCCAAUGUGAUCAUUCAAAAUACCUUUUUAUUAUGACAAAGCAGCGAACAGGAAGGGAUUAUGGGGGGACAGAAGAAAAGAAAUACAAGAGAAGAAGGAAAAGAAACACAUACACAAACAACAACUAGAAAUACAUUGAACAUCUAAACUAGUUACUAAUAUGCUGGUGCUAUCGUCAGCGAGAUGUAUUUCCGGUUUACACCAUGUGGGGGCCUAUUGGCCAGUGAAAGAGGAGAAUGGGGGUGGGGGUGUCUAUAAGCCUAUAAGCUAAGUGAUUGAAAGGGGUAGAGUGUACACAAAUCAGUUCUGUGAUCUAGAACCCAGUAAUCGUGUGAAUCUCUUAUGAGUAAGCCCGUUGGCGACCAACCCUACGCCGCCGCAUCGCCAAUCCCGGCACCGGGACCCCCGACCCGAGAAUGCCCUACCACAUCCAGCAGCACGCAGGCCCCACCGGGCGCGCGACAGCCACGCAGACAGGCGGAGAAGCCGCGCGGGCG